This is a messenger RNA of Cherax quadricarinatus, 4013 nucleotides long. RefSeq names its product general transcription factor IIH subunit 4 marionette (gene mrn). Lineage: Eukaryota; Metazoa; Arthropoda; Malacostraca; Decapoda; Parastacidae. The record is from RefSeq and is a predicted model, not a curated record. Gene Ontology annotation, cellular component: transcription factor TFIIH holo complex; transcription factor TFIIH core complex. Gene Ontology annotation, biological process: nucleotide-excision repair. Gene Ontology annotation, molecular function: ATPase activator activity; double-stranded DNA binding.
UAAACCCAACAAGAAGAGUGAGAGGGAACAUCACUGGUGCUUUACACUCACUACUUCUCUACAAGCGACGUUAUUAAAGGAAGAUAAUGCUCGCCUUCAGUACUCAGACAUUAACUUGUAAGAACCUACAGGAGUACUUGAGGUCCUUACCUAAGGACACGCUAGACAGGCUCUACAGACACCCCGCCACCUGCCUCGCUGUCUUCAGGGAACUUCCAGAAUUGAGCCGACAGUUCAUUCUGAGGCUCUUGUUCGUGACCAAACCCAUCUCACAAGUUUUGUUAGCCACAUGGAUCCCCCAGCACGAGCCAGGCAGAGACCUCGGAGACAUUGCUUCAGAGCACCGGCAGGGCACACAGGUCCUGCUUGACAUGUAUAUAUGGCAGGAAGUGAAGGACCACCAGGGUAAUAUGGCCAUCAAACUCAACAACACUUUUAGAGAGAAUCUUAAAGUGGCUGUGCUUGGAGGUGGAAAACCAUGGACUAUGUCUGCUGCUUUAGACCCAGAUCCACAUCAACGAGACAUCGAGUUUCUAGACAAAUAUGCAAUGGAUAGAUGGGAAAGUGUUUUGCAGUUCCUGGUGCAGCCUGGGCAGGGCCAGACAGCCAUCUCCCGAGAUGCCAUGCUCACACUCCUUCAUGCAGGCCUUAUUGAAAGCAGUGAUGAGUCGGACAACAUGCAGAUAACCAGCUCAGGUUUUCAGUUUCUCCUCCUUGACACGGCUUCACAAGUUUGGUUCUUCAUCCUGAAAUAUUUAGAGACCGUGACAGAGCGUGGCCUCAGCCUUGUGUCAUGUCUCACAUUCCUUUUUAAGCUGUCAUUCUCAACUCUAGGUAAGGAUUACAGCAUGGAGGGAAUGGAUAAUGAGCUUCUUACUUUCCUCCAACAUCUUCGGGAAUUUGGUCUUGUGUACCUGCGCAAACGAAUUUCUGGCAGGUUUUAUCCCACUAGAUUAGCACUGAACAUCACUGCUGGCCAAAAUAAGGGCACCAUCGAUGCCCACAAACAUGGUUAUCUGGUGAUUGAAACAAAUUAUCGGAUAUAUGCCUACACUGUUUCUGAGCUCCAGAUUGCACUUCUUUCUAUUUUCUCAGAUAUAGAGGGCAGAUUUCCCAACAUGGUGGUUGCAAGUAUCUCUCGUAGCAGUGUGCGUCGGGCACUCUUGAAGGGUAUUGGUGCUGAACAGAUUACAAGUUUCCUGCGGCAGCAUUGUCACCCCCAGAUGUUCAAGAACAGUCCAGUGGUUCCACGCACUGUGGCUGACCAGAUUAAACUGUGGGAGCUGGAAAGAGAGCGUUUGGAGUUCAGUGAAGGUGUCCUCUACAAGGAUUUUAUGUCUGUUCAUGACUUCUCCCUCUUAUCUAACUUUGCAUCCAGCAAAGGUGUUCUUAUAUACUCUGAUGAGAAGCAGAGGACUAUGGUAGUAACAAAGAAGGGACAUCCUGCCAUUAAGCUUUUCUGGAAAGAAGCACAAACAAACCAUAAAGAAAAUGCAGAUCUGUGUCAUACAGUGCUAGGGGAAUGGGACAAUGUCAGUUUUUUUCAAAGAGAGAACAACUCAAAUUCCCUGGGCCAAGAACCCUUCACCAUCAACAAGUACAGGUUUGAUAUUAUUUUUACUUUAUCACAUUAUGAACCCUUUAUUAUUUUUGCAUAUGUCACAAGUGUAAAUGUCCCUCUCCCUUGAAACCACCAUCAAAAAGACAGAUGGGAGCAGAAGAGUUCGCAUCCAUCCAGUGUUUAAUAGUUAAGGAUCCUAAGCUGCUGCAGGAGAGUUCCAGGAGGCAUGGCAUUUCUUUUAUGUCUUAGUAGCCUUGGGGGUAAGAUGACCCAACAAGUAGGAAGGUUAUUAUGGUAUAGUUGACUUGGAUGGUUUGCUCUCAAGGUAUAGGUCAAUGACUUCUUUCUCAUCUGUCUUCCAAUGUCUGCAUUACUUACCUUUAAGUUCAGUCAAAUAUUUUUAGCCUUAUUUCCAAAUUCUGGGAGAGUUUAUGGAACACUCCUACAGUCAGUAGGCCCUCCUAAAUUUAUCAUGUUAAAUACUCUCAGGUUCUUGAGAAAAACAUGAUAUACCCAGUUGAUUUCAAGGGUUGUGCCCUUGCAACCUGACUUGGAGCCAGGCUUCUCUGAUGAUUACCUGUUCCACCAGGUUGUUGCUAUUUAGAAGCAGAUACCAUGGUAAAUCAGAGCUUGAUUUGUCUGUCUGUGUCAUUAGCUGCAAGACUCCACAUUCAACUAACCUUUAUUGGCUUAACACUUUCCUUAAAUAUAAUCAAAGGUUCAACUUAUUGUCUUUCAGCAACAUCAUGGCACUUCCCUGAAUGGUGAAGGAUCAGUUGAACCUCUGGGUUGUUUGUCGUAAUUCCUAAGAAGACUGUAAAUAUAAUUAUUUAUUUUAUAUUUUUAUUUAAUAUAGCAUGUUAUGCAGUACCAUAUUAUUGAACACAUGCAUACAACUAGGUGAGUACAUGUGCGUGUGUAUGCACCUUUAUGUGGUUGCAGGGGUUGAGUCACAGAUCCUGCAUUUGUAUUUUUUUUUUCUUUGGUUUAUAACUAGAAUUUGCCAGCCUGGCUUAAUUUGCCUAUUUUAUACUGGUUGGUAAUGACCAUGUAACUACCAUGUGUUUACAUAAAUAUACAUUAAUAUGGGUAGACAGGUGGAAAAAAUAUACUUGGCAUUUUUUAUAUAAAAAACAAUGGGAAUAAAAAACUAGAUUGUAAACAAAUUUUUUAUUUUAUAUUUUUGACAUCUUAUGCAUAAUUUAACAAAAAAAAACUAUUAUACAGAGCAAACUGAGAAUGGUGAUACAUGAGAAAAUAAGAAAUUUAUUACCAUUUGUUACCAUAUAUGUACUGUAAUUACUGUACUUUUAAAGUAAGAAAAUAUAGUUUCACAGUUCACCAAUCAACUACUUUCCUGCCAACAACUUGCAAAACCAAUUUUGCAAAACCAAUUUUAGGUCAUGGUGCUAUAUAACCCAUGUUUAUUUAGCACUUAAAAAUACGUAUAUAUUGAAAAUAAUUAGGUCAGGAAAGAACUCUAUUGGUUACUGUAAAUGUUCUAUUUCUCUGUCCAACACUUUAUACUGAAAUCCGCACUUCUUACUCGUUCUUGUUCCCAACUAGAGGUAUAACAUAAACACGGAGAGGACUUUAACUACACAUUAUUAUACUUUGCAAAGGACAAAUAUUGAUGCUGUUGUACACACAAGAAUACAGUAUAUAAAUAAUCUUAUGAUUUUAAACUCUUAACCCUUAAACAGUCCAAACAGAUCGAUGUUCAAAUUCGUAGUGCUACAAAAGUAGAUUAUUUUUUUUUUACAUAUUUUCAAAUAUAACAAAAAAAAUAAUGUAGAUAAAAGUUUUUUUACACGUUUUCAAAUGUAAAACAAAAAAAAAAGAUCUACAUUUUUUUACAUACUUUCAGAUGUUGAAAAAAAACGUAUUUAUACGUUUGGACCAUUUAAGGGUUAAAUAACCAGUGUCAGAAAUAUAACUUGUAACAGUUUUUUAAACCAGAGUCCAGCACAAUACCUGCAGUAGAUGAAAGCUGGGUGUGGAGCCUAGCACUCCCCCCCCACACACAAGAGCUGGGUGUGGAGCCUGGAACCCCCACACAUACACCCGAGAGCUGGGUGUGGAGCCUAGAAUCCCCACACAUAUGAAAGCUGGAUGUGAAGCCUAGCAACCCCCAUAUACACACCCUUAUGCCAGGUUAUGGUGCUUUAAAAAUUGUGUAGUUUGUUUUAUGUAUCAAAUUAUUAAUUUAAAACAGACCAAAACAUUGUCUAAAAUUUCAUCUCCAAAUGUGGGGUAGUUGUGAAUUGUUUAAGGUACAGUACUGUAGAUUUAAUUCUCACUGGAAGUUAAUACUUGACCAAUGCAUUUUUGGGUAACAAACAUCUAGCUGCAGAAUUAUGAAUAUAGGAGAUCCUAGAACAUGAGGUAAGAAUGAUGAAUAUACAAUUAACUCCUUUUCCAAACAAAAAGCUCUGGCAUAAUGCUAGUGCUA